AGGUGGUGGCCGGGGCCACGCCCCGGGCGAGAGGGCCGCUCUGUGCGCGCCCGCUCUAUGAUGCUUGCGCGCGUCCCCCGCGCGCCGCGCCGCGGGCGGGGCGGGUCUCCGGGAUUCCAAGGGCUCAGUUACGGAAGAAGCGCAGCGCCGGCUGGGGAGGGGGCUGGAUGCGCGCGCACCCGGGGGGAGGCCGCUGCUGCCCGGAGCAGGAGGAGGGGGAGAGCGCGGCGGGCGGCAGCGGCGCUGGCGGCGACUCCGCCAUAGAGCAGGGGGGCCAGGGCAGCGCGCUCGCCCCGUCCCCGGUGAGCGGCGUGCGCAGGGAAGGCGCUCGGGGCGGCGGCCGUGGCCGGGGGCGGUGGAAGCAGGCGGGCCGGGGCGGCGGCGUCUGUGGCCGUGGCCGUGGCCGGGGCCGUGGCCGGGGACGGGGCCGGGGCCGGGGCCGGGGCCGCGGCCGUCCCCCAAGUGGCGGCAGCGGCCUUGGCGGCGACGGCGGCGGCGGCGGCUGCGGCAGCGGCAGCUGUGGCGGCGGCGCCCCCCGGCGGGAGCCGGUCCCUUUCCCGUCGGGGAGCGCGGGGCCGGGGCCCAGGGGACCCCGGGCCACGGAGAGCGGGAAGAGGAUGGACUGCCCGGCCCUCCCCCCCGGAUGGAAGAAGGAGGAAGUGAUCCGAAAAUCUGGGCUCAGUGCCGGCAAGAGCGAUGUCUACUACUUCAGUCCAAAUGGUAAGAAGUUCAGAAGCAAACCUCAGUUGGCAAGGUACCUGGGAAAUGCUGUUGAUCUCAGCAGUUUUGACUUCAGAACUGGAAAGAUGAUGCCUAGUAAAUUACAGAAGAACAAACAGAGACUGCGGAAUGAUCCUCUCAAUCAAAAUAAGGGUAAACCAGACUUGAAUACAACAUUGCCAAUUAGACAAACAGCAUCAAUUUUUAAACAACCAGUAACCAAAGUCACAAAUCAUCCUAGUAAUAAAGUGAAAUCAGACCCACAACGAAUGAAUGAACAACCACGCCAGCUUUUCUGGGAGAAGAGGCUACAAGGACUUAGUGCAUCAGAUGUAACAGAACAAAUUAUAAAAACCAUGGAACUACCUAAAGGUCUUCAAGGUGUUGGUCCAGGUAGCAAUGAUGAGACCCUGUUAUCUGCUGUGGCCAGUGCUUUGCACACAAGCUCUGCACCAAUCACAGGGCAAGUCUCCGCCGCUGUGGAAAAGAACCCCGCUGUUUGGCUUAAUACAUCUCAACCCCUCUGCAAAGCUUUCAUUGUCACAGAUGAAGACAUUAGGAAACAGGAAGAGCGAGUACAACAAGUUCGUAAGAAAUUGGAAGAAGCGCUGAUGGCAGACAUCUUGUCACGAGCUGCUGAUACAGAAGAGAUGGAUAUUGAAAUGGACAGUGGAGAUGAAGCAUAAGAAUAUGAUCAGUUUUAAUAUGAAUGGAUUAGGAGUACCAAAUAAAUUUCCCAAUUAAAGAUUAUUGUGAACUUCACUGUAUAUAAACAGAUUUUUAUACUUCUAUUGAAAGAGGACACCUGUACAUUCUUCCAUCAUCACUGUAAAGACAAAUAAAUGAUUAUAUUCACAGACUGAUUGGAAUUCUUUCUGUUAAAGAGCACACACAAUAAAAACCCCUCCUUAGAAUCCCUGAUUUACAUUCAACUUUUAUCCUGGGCCUUCGGUUUGCAAUGGAAGUGGUGGAAAAUAGUUCAUACAUUGCCAGUAUGCCUCCAGAUAUCAUGUGACUUGUGCUGCUUUCACCAGAAUUUCUAAGCUGUCAUCUAGCAUGUGUAAUUUUUUUGCCUUUGCCUUGACUAGUACUUUUGAAAGUUCUACAAAAAUAAGCUUUUUUCAUCCUUUGAACAUGAGUCAGGUACACAAGAACAUUUGGAUGCCACUAGAAGUCAAAGUUUGUUGCUUUUUCUAGAACCUUUGCACUUUCUAAUGUUCACUAGCUUACCAAGUUAACAGGUUUAGGCCAGACCCUUUGCCACAGAGAGAAGCAGCUUCUAGCCAGAGUUGCUUGGUGAAUCAGAUUACCCUACUUUACUAAUUAGUACCUGGCCUCCACUCCAAGUAUUAACAUUUUUUUUCUGUUGAAACUCAUAUGUAUAACUUUCAUAACCACUUAAAUUCCUUGGUAUUUAAUUACUAAAACUGGCAUAACAUUGUUAAAUGAUUUUUUUUUUUUUAAAUCAAAACAUACUUAAAAGUAAUCUGAUGCCAAGGAAGGGAGGGUAUGGUUCUAAGCAAAUUUUGAGAAAAAGAGCAAAAGUAAUGUCUAUUAGAAGGGUUUAUUUCUCUUUAACUCCAUGUUCUUUUAAAAUUAGACUAGAAAAAUGUGGUCAGGGUGUGGCCAAAUCCACAUCAGUGUCCCUGCACAUUUAUUACCUCUAAUUCCAAUACCCUUCUGGUUCCCAAGGAAGGGAAAGAAUGGGGGAAAUAGUCAAAGCAAUAUGACUGGCUUGGUUUGGCUGCUGUCUGGACCUUUAUCCCAAACUACAUAAACAGUCCCUUCUUGGGAUUCCUGACUUAAAUUAAACUUUGAUUGCUGGGCCUUAGGCCACCAAUUUCCUAGAAGCAGACCUGCUGGAGGAUGAGCAGGGGCACUUGCAGAUUCUUGUAAUCUUAUUGGGAGAGGGCAUCUGCUCUAGGCCAUCAGACUGUCCCAGUUGGAGUGGGGGUAGGAGACCAAUACUGAUUUCUUUUUAAAAGCUGGUAAGACUCAUUAGAAUGGCUGUCCAAAGGCUUUUCGCAUUCUCCCCCAAAUCAUGACCGUUACAAAUUUUCAUUUGUAAUCAGGCUGGAGUAACUUACCUUGGUGAUCAUAUAUUCAUUUUACUUAACAAUCCAACCAAUAUAUGUGUGCUCAUAUUGACAUCUUUGGUAAAAGCAAAGAUACAAUGUACACACAUCAAAACUUUUAUUUUUUUUCUUUAUAUGUUUUACUCAGGUAGAGAACAAAGUAUGAAAGCCAUUCCAUGGUGUCCAACUGGGGACCAUGCCUCAAGUCCACGGUCUUCCCAAUAUACUCCCAGGACAGGGUGUCCCAAAUUAAAUUCAUCAUCUUAUCCCUAUAAACCUGCCACCAUCUUGCAUUCCCUAACUGGUAAAGACAAAUUACCAACUCAUUAAUUGCCCAAUGCAGAAGGCCGGAAGUCAUCCCAAAUGCUGCCCAUUCCCUUGUUUCCAACAUCCCAUCAAUCCUGUUAGAACUAUUAACUGCACUUCUCAAAUGUAUAAUUCUCCUCCAUUCCCACACUCUCUACCCUCAUGCAAAUCCCCUUUCCUCUCCUCUGGACUUUCAGUGGCUUCCUCAUUGGGUCCCUUUUCCUACUUGUCUAUUGUCCCCUUUUCCUUCACCUCUUCUCUCCAUCCCUCCUUUAUUCUUCCCUGUGUAGCCAUCAGAGGGAUCCUCAAAACAAGCAAAUGUGACCUUAUUUCCCUGCCCCCGAUUCCUCCCCUAUCUUUAUAUGUUGUUUAGAAUAAUUUUUAAGAGCAAGCACUUUGAAAUUAGGAGAACCUGGGUUUGAAUCCUGGUUUUGCCAUUUGUGUAACUUGUCAGGUUACUUUAUCUUUGAGCCUGUUCCUCCUCAGUGAAAUAGAAAUACUACUACCUCAUAGGGUUGUUAUGAGGCUUAAACGAGAUACCAUCUGUAAAGCGCCUGGCACUGCACCUGGUGCAGAGUGAGUGCUCCGUUUUGCGGCACGUUAUUGUUACCCCCGCAGUGUCAAUUUUACAACACUUCCAAGAGGUAUUUGCUGAUAACUCUAACCCUCCAACACUUAAUUUUCUCUCACAGCACCCUGUGUAUUUCCUUCUUGCAAUUUUCAAAGUCUGUAUUUUAUUUAUGUGUUGACUUUUGGUCUCUCUUCAUUAGAAUGUAAGCUCCUUGAGAGCAAGGAUGUGUCCAUCUUGUUCCCUGUUACAGCCCCAGUGCUUAGCCCAGUGUCUGGGGCACAGGAGGCACUCAAUAAUGUUUGUUGUGUAAAUGGAAGACUGAUCAAAAGGUUGUUUGUGAUCUGAUACCUGCCCAUUUGUCUAGCUUCAUUCUGCCACUGUCUCUAUUGCACCUUCAGCUCAAGAAAAAUCACAUUAUUGCUCCGUUGAAGUGUCCGUUGGGCCUCUAUGUCUUUGCACACGCUGUUCUCUUUGCCUGCCUAACUACAUGGCAAAUUCCUGAUCAUUGGUCAAGUCUCAGCUCAAUGGCUAUCUCCUCUGUGAAGGUGUCCCUGAUUUCUCUAGGCAGAUGUUCUUUUUCCCUCUUCUGAGUUCUUGCUGCACUUUGUAAAUACCUCUAUCGAAGCACUUUACUGUAUUGUAUUGUAUAAUUUUUUGCAUGUCUGUUUCUACUGUUAGACUAUAAGCACCGUGAAAGCAGAGAUUGCAUCUUUUAUCCUCAUAUCCUCAAUGCCUAGCACAGUGUCUGGCACAUAAUAGCUUGUCAAUAAAUAUUGAAUGAAUUUGUGAAUGAACAAAAAGAGUUAUGCAGUUGGAAAAGUGUUGCAAGAUGUAUGCAUUAUUAAGAAAGGGAAUGCCCUGGUGGUUUCCAGGGUAUUUUUGUUGUUGUUCCAGAGAGAUCUAGAAAGUAUUCUGUAAUCUCUUUCAAUAUAAGAUUACUUGUUUGGAUUUUUAAAAUAAAGUUGGAUAAUAUAGACCUUCAAAAAUGGUUGCAAAGGAUAUGAAAAAGCUUUGUGAUCUCUCAAAUGCUACCAAGUCCAAAAUAAAUAUUUGCACUAUUAGUAUUUCCAUAGUAAAUGCUAUGAAAAAUAUGUACAGCAAUAAAUUUUGAAGCUUUAAA
Choloepus didactylus (southern two-toed sloth) is the source of this 4792-nucleotide messenger RNA. RefSeq names its product methyl-CpG binding domain protein 2 (gene MBD2). NCBI's taxonomy places the organism in Eukaryota, Metazoa, Chordata, Mammalia, Pilosa, Megalonychidae. The coding region runs from base 168 to 1406 and encodes 412 amino acids. Gene Ontology annotation, molecular function: DNA binding. The record is from RefSeq and is a predicted model, not a curated record. The transcript is spliced from 7 exons.